AAGGAGUUUUAUCCAACAAAUGCCAUGUACUGUCAAGGUGAACAAGAUACAGCACUACCCAGCAGUUAGUUGUCCAUAAUUUGGUGAAGGGGCAGACAUGAAAUCAAACAAUAAUUAUGUACAGGUAUGCACAAAGAUCUAGGGUGCUAUAGAAAUGUGUAAAGCACUAAUUCUCAACUGGGAGUGAGUCCCACGCCCAUACACCUAGCAGACAUUUGGCAAUAUCUGGAGACAAUUUGACUGUCAUAACUAGGGGGGGUGCUCCUGGUAUCUGGUGAGCAGAGGCCAGAGAUGCUGCUAAACAUUCUAAAAUUCACAAGACAGCCCCCCACAACAAAAAUGUAGCCAGCUCAAAAUGUCAACAGGGUUGAAGGUGAGAAACUCUAGUACGGAGCCAGCAAAAUAUUUUCUACAACAGAUGGGGGAGGGGAGUAAAGUUUGGUGGGUUGGUUAUGGAAGAGUUUACUAAAGAGAUAAUGAUUGGGGUUGGGAGAGAGAGGAUACCCAGCAGAAGGGACAACAUGUGCAGAGCCACAGACCCUGGCGUAUUUGGGCAAUCCCAAACACCAGAGGAAUAGUUGUGGGCAUUAAGACUGGACAAUGAGGCAUUCAGUAGAAGAUAGACAUUCAAAAAAAUCUGUUGAGUUAGACGAAUUACUGUAAGAAAAUCUGGCUCCAUGAUGGCUCUUUAUAAGUUAGGCACUCAGAAGCAGAGUCUAGGUACAAAUCUCUGUGAACUAAAACUGCUCAAGAAAGAAAUGAGGCUUUUCUCAUCUUGCUUCCUAGGGUCUAGCAUUUUCCAGGUAUUUGUUACUUUCUCAGAAAUAGAGUUGGGCUGUUUGAAUGGAAUGUGAGCUCUGAGAGGUGGAAUAGCUCUCUAUUAAAGCCACUUAGAUGGUGUCUCAGUGCUGGGAUCACAAGCAGAGAUGAGGUGGUUAUUUCUCGUGCAUUAGGUUUAUAGGCAGAUGAUGUUUGUUUCCUCUUUUGCAGAGAAUCCUAGUUCAGAAUUGGGGAUAUGUCAAUCUCAAGAUUAGACUGCCACCUUGAAUGAGUUGCCUUCCCCCUCCCCCACAAAAAAAGGGUGGGUGGGUAGGCCAUUCCAAUCAGGGUUUCUCUUUCUCUUAAGCUAAUGAUGAUCAAAGCAACUGACAAACUGCCACGGAAUCUAUCAGACCUCACUCUGGCCUUGCUGUAGCUCCCCAGCUCCUGAACUUUUCUUCCUUCUGUCAUGCUCUGAGCCCAUUCUUAGCAAACUACCAGGUCUCUGACUCCUGGUCAGCAGCUACCCUGGGCAUGUUGUGCUCUGAUCCACGUGCCUGCAUCUGCCCCCUGGUGGCCUGAUGACAGAGCUUAAUGGAGGUAUCUUCCAGACCCUCCUCCAACAUCGACCCAGGCAACUAUGGGGAAGUGCAUGAUCUGAUCACCCAGAUACCCUCUAAAGUGCAGAUACAAGAUAUUACUAAGGAGCUACACUGCCCACUGUGUAAUGAUUGGUUCUGUGAUCCAUUGAUGCUAAGCUGUGGCCACAACUUCUGCCAGGCCUGUAUCCAAAACUUUUGGAAGCAGCAAGCAAAAGAAACAUUCUGCCCUGAGUGUAAGAUGGUAUGUCAAUAUAGCAACUGUACGUUCAACCUGGUACUUGAGAAGCUGGUAGAGAAGAUUAAGAAGCUACCUUUACUCAAGGGCCAUCCACAGUGCCCAGAGCAUGGAGAGAACCUGAAACUAUUCAGUAAGCCAGAUGGGAAACUGAUCUGCUUUCAGUGCAAAGAUGCUCGGUUAUCUGUGGGGCAGUCUAAAGAUUUCCUGCAGAUCUCUGAUGCUGUCCGUUUCUUCAUGAAGGAGCUCACCAUCCAUCAAGGUCAACUGGAGGCAACCCUGAAAGAACUUCAGUCCCUGAAGAAUAUGCAGAAAGAUGCUAUAGCUGCUUACAAGGAAAACAAGCUACAUCUGCAGCAACACAUCUCCUUGGAGUUUCUAAAGCUACAUCAGUUCCUGCACAGCAAAGAAAAGAACAUUUUAAAUGAGCUCCGAGAAGAGGGGAAAGCCUUGAAUGAGGAGAUGGAGCUGAAUCUGAGCCAGCUUCAGGAACAGUGUCUCCUAGCCAAGGAGAUGUUGGUGAGCAUCCAGGCACGGAUGGAACAGCAGAAUCCCUUCGACUUUCUCAAAGAUAUCUCAUCUCUCUUGGAUAGCUUGGAACAAGGAAUGAAGGUGCUGAUGCCCAGAGAGUUUAUCUCCAGAAAGCUGAACCCAGGCCUGUACAAAGGUCCCAUCCAAUACAUGAUGUGGAGGGAAAUGCAGUUUUCUCUCUCUCCAGGCCUAUCUUCAUUAACUCUGGACCCUAAAACAGCUCACCCAAAUCUGAUGCUCUCCAAAAACCGAACCAGUGUGUGGCAUGGUGACAUUAAGCAGGUAAUGCCUGAUGAUCCAGAGAGGUUUGACUCAAGUGUGGCUGUGCUGGGCUCAAAAGGCUUCACAUCUGGAAAGUGGUACUGGGAAGUAGAAGUAGCAAAGAAGACAAAAUGGACAGUUGGAGUCGUCAGAGAAUCCAUCAUUCGGAAGGGCAGCUGUCCUCUAACUCCUGAGCAAGGAUUCUGGCUUUUAAGACUAAGAAACCAAACUGACCUAAAGGCUCUGGAUUUGCCGUCUUGCAGUCUGAAACUGACUAACAACCUCAACAAGGUGGGCAUAUACCUGGAUUAUGAAGGAGGGCAGGUGUCCUUCUACAAUGCUGAAACCAUGACCCACAUUUACACCUUCACUAGCACUUUCAUGGAGAAACUUUAUCCCUACUUCUGCCCUUGCCUUAAUGAUGGUGGAGAGAAUAAAGAACCCUUGCAUAUCUUACAACCACGUUUAUGGGGAACUCUGGAAUAAUGAAGAAAGGAUUCGCAAACUAAAUUCCAUUCUCAGUGUCUUAAGUGGAUUUCACUGGAGCUUUUCAAGAUAUCCUUCCACUUCUCUGGGGUCUUCUAUGACAAAGGAGCCACUCUUCAUGAGAAUGAUCAUCAUGCUAUUGUUAGUGGAGCAAACUGCAACUUCAGUUUGUGAUGCUUGGAAACCCUUU
This is a messenger RNA of Callorhinus ursinus (northern fur seal), 3064 nucleotides long. NCBI's taxonomy places the organism in Eukaryota, Metazoa, Chordata, Mammalia, Carnivora, Otariidae. The record is from RefSeq and is a predicted model, not a curated record.